CGUCACGCGUUGCUAUAUGACAUAUAUAAAAGUUUCGGCCAAUACGUAAUUGUACGCAAUAUGUAUGUAUUUUGUUAUUUGAGGAUUCGUUUCUAAUGUUUUGUCAGUAGUAUGUCUGGCCAUAUAUAAGAAACAAGAAAUGUCUAGUAUAAUGCACGUGUAGUAUUUGAUGGUGUAACCUUAUUCGCAGGUAACCAUCGCAUCGUAUGAAAAUUUACAUUACGUACAUAAUUACAAGAUGACAUCUCGAGAAAUAUUAACUAUUCAAUUAGGUCAUUAUGCCAAUUUUAUCGGUAGUCAUUGGUGGAAUAUACAGGAAUCUAAUUUCUCUUAUGAUCCUGAUAAUCCAUCUGAAAUAAAUCAUGAUGUUUUAUACAGGGAAGGUGAAAACUUAAAGAAACAAGUUACUUACACUCCUAGAUUGCUACUUAUAGAUUUGGAAGAAGCAUUUGGGUAUCUGAAAAAACAAGGGACUUUAUAUGAUGUUACUCAGUCGGAAGAAGCCCAACAAUGUUUAUGGGAUGAUAAAAAGGUACAGGUCUUGAAGAAAGAAGCAGUCGAUAAAACUCCAUUUAUUAAAAGUUUAGAUGAAUCUUCUGAAGCAUCAAAUUCAACAUCGUCACCUCCCAAUUUGGAAAAUAACAUCGGCUCGUGGGUAGAUUAUCUAUUACCUAGGUUUCAUCCCAGGACAUCUAAUGUCAUUAAGCAUCAUAAACACGAUGGAGCAAUGUAUCCAUUUAGUAUCUUUACUUAUGGAAGAAAUUUAUGGAAUACAGAACAAUUCUCAGACGACUUUUCUGAAAGAAUAAGAGCUUACGUUGAAGAGUGCGAUUUAAUGCAAGGAUUUCAGAUAAUUCUAGAUUCUAUGGAUUGUUUUGCUGGAAUCGGGGCAUCAUGCAUACAACACCUAAGAGAUGAAUAUGGAAAAAGUAUUUUGUCAUUUCCAUGUAUAGACAGUAAGAAGACUGAAUCUUCUACAUCCAACGUGAUUAAAAUACUCAAUACAGCUUUAUGCUGGCAACAUGUAGGAGAAUAUGCUUCAUUGUUUAGUCCACUAUGUUGUGGAGAAACAGCUUGGCCACAAAUCGGAGAACCGCGUAUAUUUAAUCAUUUGACGUACAAUUCUGAAGUAAAGUAUCAUAGCAGUGCACUUUUAGCUACUGCAUUGGACACAUUAACUAUUAGAUACAGGCGAAAAGAAUAUCCAAACGUAGUUUUAUCCGAUUUAUGUGCGGAUCUCAAUAAACUGGGUCGAAAGGCAGUCGCAACAAGCCUAACUUUACCGUUCCCGAUGACUGCUAAAGCAGAUUUGAUUGACGUUCUGGACGAAUUUGAAGGACCAUUAUGGACAAGUUUGACACCAAAUUGUGACAUACCGAUGGAUAAAAAUAUGCAAAGCAUAGUAUUACGUGGAAUUUCCGAAGAAAGAUUAAAACGACCUAUUUCUGAUGCAAUGAAACAAAUGUCAAAACCAGCAUAUAGAUGCUCUACUGUACACGAAAUGAUGAUGCUUUAUUUAGCAUGCACGUGUCAUGCAUCAGCAACUUAUUUAUCAAACAUUUCAUCACCACUGAACAUAAAACCUCCGUAUCCAAAAAUUUUCAAUAACAAUAUUACUGAAACCGGCGACGUUAUUGGGUGGCCUGUAGGAACAGAUGUUCAGUCCGUUCCUGUUAUGGCUGGUUUACAUAGCGGAAACAGCCUUAGUUCAAUGUAUGAAUCUUUACAUGAUCAACUGAGCAAAAUAAAAAGCAUAAAGAAAUUUCAUGCAUUCACAGACUCUGGAUUGGAAGAGGACGAGUUUAACGAAUGCCUCAGUCACUUGCUCGAUUGCAAGGAAAAUUACGAAGAUCAUUACAUGUAAAUAGUAUCAAUUUUAUCGAAGGUUAACUUCGUAUUUCUCUAUCACAAUACAAUUUUUCAUUUAUAAAA
Molecule: messenger RNA, 1932 nt
Organism: Bombus pascuorum
Lineage: Eukaryota; Metazoa; Arthropoda; Insecta; Hymenoptera; Apidae
Gene: mst
Product: protein misato
Exons: 5
Coding region: 239-1864 (541 amino acids)
Biological process (GO): mitochondrion distribution
Cellular component (GO): cytoplasm
Source: RefSeq, a predicted model, not a curated record